AUGGGAAUGUAUUGUCUUUUAAAUGAGUUGACGACGUUUAAGAGAAGGAGUGCUGUCAAGGUUCGAGUGGUUCGAUCAUAUACUGUAAUGGAAAGGAGAGGAUCAUCAGAAAUCAAGAGUAAAGAGUUGGUGCUGCACGACAAAGAGGCAACUGUAAUCCAUGCCUGUAUACCAAAGGAUGUUUUACCAAAAACUGUAAUCCAUGCCUGUAUACCAAAGGAUGUUUUACCAAAAUUCCCAGAAAGCUUUAUAGAAGGAAAUGUCUAUUGUUUCAAGAACUUUUAUGUCGUUGCCAAUUGGCAUACCUAUAAGACUAGCAUGCACGAGUUCAUGCUGCAGUUCAAUCACGAGACUAUCAUGAAGGAAUCUAGGUCAGAUAAUUUCCCUUACCACAUGUUCAGACCGAGACCAUUCCAUACUUUGAAAGGUAAUCCAUCACUAGAUGUCAAGGAGUUGAUUGAUUUAAUUGGCCGUAUUGUUGAAAUACGUGCUCCCCAAGAAAAAACAAUUUCUGGACAGAAUACUGUCCUCAUAGACUUUGUUUUAGAAGAUGCAAUGGGUAGUCGUUUGAACUGUACCUUUUGGGAUGAACACGUGGCCAAACUUGAACCAUUGUACAGAUCUGCUUCAAAGGACCCUGUUGUUGUGUUAAUCCAAUUCUGCAGAAUCAAGCUUGGUGCUAGAGAUGGUGAUGUGAAAAUUUCAUCUUCAUAUGAUGUUACUAAACUUCUAAUUGAUGUGGACUGCCCUGAGAUUCAGAACUUCAAAGAGAGUCUGGUGGACAUUGGUGAACAAACUCCAAUGCGCAGUAUUGGUUCAAUGACAAGCUUCAGUUUCACAAACAGUAUUGAAGAGUCAACCAGUAGAACAAUGCAGAUGACUACCAUUUCUGAAGAGUCAACCAGUAGAACAAUGCAGAUGACUACCAUUUCUGAGAUCUAUGGGAAUGAAAUGCAUGGAGAAUUCUGGGUUGCUGCCAAGAUAAAUGGCAUUGAGAAGUCCAAUGAUUGGUGUUAUACUUCAUGUAGAAAACCGGGUUGCAAUAAGAAGCUUAAACUUUCAGAAGGUGUUCUGAAAUGUUUCAAAUGUAACAUGACUUGGGAAGGGGGAGUGCUAAGGUACAAAAUUAGACUUAGGGUUGUUGACCUCAAAGGUACUGCAUCCUUUUUGUUGUGGGAUAGAGAUUGCAUGGAACUUAUUGGUACAUCUGCCACUGAGUUAUACCAGAGGAAUAAGAAUACUCCGGGUCCACUAAAGGAGAUCAAGGCAUUAAUUGGCAGGAUAAUGUUAUUUAGAGUCUCGGCAAAUACAGACCAAUUUAUCAAUCGGUCGUAUGCCUUCCCAGUUUUAAAGAUUAACACUGAAAGCAAGUUUGUUCAACAGUAUUGCAAGGAACUCUUGGAGGCUCAUGACAAGGAACUUAACUCUACUGUGCAAUUAAGUAAUGAUGAUGAGGAAUUCCUACAGGGGUUUGACAGUGAUGAAGCUGAGAGCCCUAUACAGAUGCUGCCACCUAUGAAGAAUGCUGAAACCUCUGAUGGACCGGUGAAGAGAAGUUUGCUGGAUCAGUUCUCUUCCACCAAGUGCUGCAAGAAAGUGAAAGACAGUAAAGUGAAGAUUGAGAAGACUGAUUGA
Molecule: messenger RNA, 1635 nt
Organism: Ipomoea triloba (trilobed morning glory)
Lineage: Eukaryota; Viridiplantae; Streptophyta; Magnoliopsida; Solanales; Convolvulaceae
Exons: 9
Coding region: 1-1635 (544 amino acids)
Biological process (GO): DNA recombination; DNA repair; DNA replication
Cellular component (GO): nucleus
Molecular function (GO): DNA binding
Source: RefSeq, a predicted model, not a curated record